AAAUUUAUCAAAGCAUGUUUAGCAUUUACAGCUAAGCAAUUAAACCAAGGAAAUAUUAGCAACAGUUGGGUGAUUGAUCGGAUCAUAUGUCCUUCAGGUUUUUAGAACGAGUCAAUCUCAGGGUCUUGUUACCUUGCUGUUCAUAGGCUGAAAUAAACAUAUGUUACUACUUUUUGCACUUCUAAACUUGGUAGUGAACAGAACUGAUUGAAUAAACUAAAUGACAGAAAGUGUCCUCUGGGGCAACAGACAAGGCCGCUGCUGGUAGAGUUGUGUAGGCACUUUUAACCAACACUGGUUCAAGGUGCUCAGCUAAAAACUUCGGUAAGUUCAGUCAUUUCCUUUAAAGGUUGGGCAGAACUAUGCUGGUAAAAUACUUUUAUUUAAUAGCUUAUUAAAUCUUGGCUGUAACAUUGGCUCUCAGUUUCCAAUUUAAAUUAAAGUACAAUUUUUAUUCUUAAGUAAAAGUUGAUUUUUUUUUUUUUAAUUUAGCCUGCGUAACCAUGAUAACACUUCAUAAUCUUUCAUUGUUACAUCGUAAUCCCUUAGUAGCUGUUUUAUGGCACCAUACAUUUGAGAGCAAUUAUAGCUGUUGCAUGCGGUGAGGGUGUAACUCGUGUGUAUUCUGGUGAAUAUAAGCUUUUGGGGGGAGGGAGGAGGUACUCUUUGCUCUUGAGUGGCUUUAGAAUGAGACAGAUUUGCUGGCUGUGCAGUUUGCCUUGUCUCUACAAUAAUCCAGCUCUAAUGUUAAGAAUUAACUGAGGUGAAAAGGUAGGAGCGUUCCAGCAGGGUGGGUGUCCGUGGAGUUCUCUGUAGUUCUCUCCUCAGCACUUUACAAGCUGCUUUAACAGUCUGGGAAUCAGUUUUUUUGGCUGCAGAUGGUUUCUCAGGAUUAAGGCCCUUGGAUAAGACUAUUCGCUAUUCAGUAGAAGUGGGUAAGCACCCUUGAGGGACUCUGUGGCAGGAGUGUGAGGCUACUGAGAGCUGUCUCCUUCCCUGUGUGCAAGACGGGUCAGGUCAGGGAGGUGUAGGGGUCCUGUCAUUCCUGGGCAAAGCACUCAGUGUGUUCCCCCUAGACUUUUCAUUCCAUCCAGGAACAGCACACACCAACUGCUGAAGCUUCCUUAGCCUGACGAAGGGUUUUUGAACCCGAAAGCUUGCUUAAUAACUAUUCUCCAACCAUUUGGGUUGGUCUAAUAAAAGAUAUCAAAUUCACCCAAGGAACCUUGUCUGCCCUUCCCCCUAGAAUGACUUUUGAGAUGCUUCCUGCUAGUCCUGGAAUACACUUUGACAGUGCUCAGAGACUUCCCUGGGAGCAAGAAACAGGCCUCUUCCCUUCCCUGUCGCAGGUGGAAUCUCUCAGUCGUUGUCAGUAAAGACCCUGUUUCUUAUGCACAAAGCCAAACGACGCCGUGUGCUGCUGUUGUCAUAGACCAACUGAGUCCAAAUGACAAGCUGUUCCAAGCAUUGUUUGAUGCUCCUGAGCUGCCAAUCCAGUCAGGUUGAUCUUAAUGCUCCAGUGCAAUAUUUGAGAUUUUUUUUGUAAAAAUAAAAAUCACUGGAUGCACCCCUGCCUCAGGUGAGAUCCUGGGAAGACGGGUAGGUGGCUCUUAUACUCCCAAGGGAUGACGAGAUCGAACGGUCACAAACUCUGUCACGACCGAUUCAGGCUGGACAUAAGGAAGAACUUCUUUACUGUCUGAGCCCCCAAGGUUUGGAAUUGACUGCCACUAGAGGCGGGUCAAGCACCCACUUUGAACGCCGUCAAGACACAUUUGAAUGCUUAUGUUGCUGGGAUCCUGUGAUCCCUGCUGACUUCCUGCCCCUGGGGCAGGGGGCUAGACUCGACGAUCUUCCGGGGUCCCUUCCAGCCCAAAUGUCUAUGAAAUCUAUGAUACUUACUGCAAUGGUUCUCAGCCCUGUUAGACUCGAGCCCUGCUCGGAACAUGCAAGCUCCUCUUUCUUGACUACAGAAAAAUAAUAGAGCAAUUCUUCUGCUGCAAUUAGCUCUGACUGCAGCAGCUCAGAAUAUUUUUGAUACUGCGGGUUCCUAAUAGAAAUCUCUGGGUUUCUUCUGAAUCACAUGUAGGUAGGUGUUUGCGCAUUUAACAGUGCUACUCUGGUGUGGCCCCCUGAAAAGGAUGCUCUGGCACCCUGGCUGAGGAUCACUGUCUUAGUGACUUGUGGCUCUGUUAUUGGUCAGCAUCCUACUAUGGAGUGUCACAUUCAGUCCUGCAAGCAUGCAUUGCACUGUAUAUAACCUGAGGUAGGUGGUAGCCGGUAACUGGGUUCCCAGGUGACCUGGGAGGGAGGCUGUCAUAAUGUUGUGCCCAGUGCCUGUGACUGGAGCUGGCUUCCAUCCCCAUAGUGUCUAAGCCCCUGUGAGGUGGGAGGAGAGACUUGCCCCUCUUAGAUGGAGAGCCGCUGAUGUGAAGGAUGACCUGUGUGUGCCUGCCCUUCUAUCAGAGUGCUGGGCAGCUGGCUUUCCCGUGGCCAUCUGGUGCUUCGUUCUGAAAGGAAACCUGCUUCAUCCUCUACAGUUUCCUGCUGUAGAUGAGAGCUGGGGUGUCAGUCAUGCAGGGCACCCUUACAAGUGACUUCCAGUUGGGUGAACGUAAGAUGCAGGUUUAUCUUGGUACGGCCGGAAAGCUCCCUCAGCCUGCUGAGCAUUGACCGGAUAUCUUCUGUUAGCGCAGGGCGCUGAGGGAGAACAAUUUUCCUGGGGCGUGGACAUGUUCGUACUGUGCAGUAAAGAGGAUUAGUACAGCCUUGUUCAUCAGGUUCCUGAGCCGCCAAGUCAGGCUGGUAGAAUAGCACUGGUUCUGGGGAGGGCUGGUCAAGGCCCAAGGUAGUAGGAAGGGCUUGGACAGGAGUUGGUUUGCUCCAGCUUGGGGACAUCUCUUGGUGGGAGGACUUUGCCUGCGUGUUCAGUUCUGACCUCUGAUGAUGUUAGUUUCAUGGCUUCAUUGGAAACAAGCUAGAAAUGCUUCUCAGCCUCCACCCGCUGAGGCAUAGCUCACACAGGACCUAAAAGCCACAUAGCCAAAGGAAAUGGAAAACUUAAAUGCUGCAUCUGUGCUGAGCAAAGCUUAAUUUUGGCUGACCUUGAGCCCAGAUUUAUAAGUUGGGGUUAGGGUGGAAGAAGGUGCCUCAGCCAGGGCUUGAGCCCAUUCAGGCAGCUGGGAAUUGCUGGCAUUCAAGGCGGAAGGGGCCUUGCUCUGACUUGAGGCUUCUGUCAAUAAGAGACUGGGCUGUCCAAAUGCCCAGCAGCUUUAAGGUGCAGGGUGUAGCCAAGUCCCUGUUGAACCUUCCUGUCAACACAGUGAAGCGCUGCAUGUUCUACAUGAAGUCAGCCCUGUUUUUUGCUCUACCUUGGAAGUGUUUAAUGGACAGAGCUGGAGAGAGUGGCCAGCUCCCAGCCAGCCACUGUUCCCUGUCCUCAGCACUCCAAGACCUGCCUUUGAAUUCAGGUAGUCUUUGCCUUUUUGGGUUUGCAGGUGAAUAGUGUUGUGUGUCAUGCUGCUAAAAGGUGUUUUCUGGAAGAAUGAGGCGUGACUGAAGAGUUCUGCUGCAGGAAGUGGUCCAUCUAUUUCUGUCUCUUGCAGCUGUCCUGGGCUAAGUUGCUGGGAUUUUGUUCUCCUGUCUCCUGCAUUUCCAAAUGCAUUGUUUUUGCGAGCUGGAGGCAGGAGCAGGGGUGGCUGCUUCAGUGAACCUGCCGCCUAGAUGGGUAACUUGGAGGUAGUAAUCAACAAAACCCACAUGACUGAUUCUGUCCUGCUAUAGGGCAGGGGGCAGUGAAAGAACCCAAGAGGACAUGUUCUUCCAUGCUGAUUUGGCUGGCUGACAGCUUUUCACCCCUCCCUGUGGCUUGGAGGAGGGGACUAAGAUGAAACACUGAGAGAUGUAAUUUAUAAGGGGGGUGGGUAGUGGAAGCUGGUCAGAGCAGGUUUGUGGGGUGGGAGAAAGGCAAGUGGGUGGGGAAGUAAUGGAGGGAGGGGACAGAUUUGCAAGUACAGCACAAACCAGCAUCUCUUGAGCCCAUCUGGGAGGGAGUGCUUUCCCACCACUGUGAGCAGCACUGGUGCAGAGAUGUUGGUGUCCCUUCUCUGUCUCCUACUUUGCUUGUGGAAGAAGCUGCUUCUCUGGAAGGAGGGCAGAGCCUAGACUGCCCCUGAGAGGCUGGUGCUGUCCAUCCCAGUGGUCAGUGCCUGCCCAGCCUCACUGGCCUUUUGGGAAGCACUUACAGUUCCUGUCGCUCUCCCCUACAGCAGGCAACAUCAUCAGGCACAGCAUCAUGGUAAAUCCCGUGGCUGCUGUGCCUGUCCUGGGGGAGAGGGCUCCUGGGUAGCACAUUAGAGCUGUGCCUCUGGAGCAGGGACAGCUGUUUGCUCUGCGCAACGUAACUGACUCUGCAGAAUCUCUCCACGCAAGCUGCCGUCCCCAGAGCCUCAGGAGCUGGCAACUGGCCGAGACAGACGCUGGCAGGUGUGUGCAAGGAAGGUGUCCUCUCUGCACAGCCCCUUGAGGAAUGCCUCGGUAAACUGGAAAUACAGCACGCAUGGGGCUUCCUUCUGGGCUUGCUGGGGGCAACAAAGAGUCACGGGGGGGAGCAUCAGUGGUCUGAGUGGCCAGUGUUUUCAGUUGGCAGAAGUCCUUAAGCAGGCCAAUUGGCCUCUGUGGUUUGCAGCAAAAAUUUGGGAUUUCCCAGGAGAAAGAUCCUGGUUGGGAGCUGCUCUUGCCAGUCCCAGUUCAGAGCCAGGCAAGUACAGAGCUGCGCAGAUAACUGUUCCCUGUUUGUCUUGCUCUGUACAACUUGUUCUUGGCUUGUCCCCGAACGCUUCAUUAGCACAGGGCAUGCCUCGCUGCAGAGCCAUACAGCUGCUCCAGACUGGGCACAGAGUCUCUCCUCCUGCCUAAUUACAGGGCACUGACUUGGGGAAAGGCCCGCUGGGUGUGGGCUUGCUGCUUUUGGCUGGUGAUGGUUCUGUGCCCUUCGUAACCCUGACUUCGCCCCAGACGCUCAGUAUUGAAUGCGCUGUCCUGCUGGGAUGGACCUCAGGUCUAGCACAGCAGCCCUGGGUUUCAGCUGUGUGGUCUCAUGGCUCUCUGCCUGAGAAAUGAGGCUACUCUUGCAUCUGGAAUCACCCCAUCCUGCCACCCAUUCUUGUGGUUGAUCUGUCUGCCCAUGUACUCAAGGGGAGUGCUGCGCUGUGAAGUCCCAGGGUUCAGUGCCCGACUGGGGCAUGUGUCAGUCCCAGCUACAGACAGAGUUGCCUGUCUUGUACAACAACAUGUGGAUUCAUGCAGUGUCACAGCCUUUACGUUCUUUUCAGUGCUUUAGGGUGGGAAAUCCCUGAGCUGUGGUUGCCUCUGCCACCUUUGCGCUGUCCUCGGCAGGCAUCAGUCAUUCAGGUUUCUCUGUCCAGAGAGCUGGGGUAGGCACUAGAGAUGUCAUGUCUAGGAAGUGACACAGCAAGAGGGACCUGUUAGGAAUAGCUUUAAUCUUGCUACUUGCCUAGCGUGGACAGUUAGUAGCAGUGAGCUUGCACCCUUCUGAUAGCCAGUGGGGAGCACCCACCUCAAGGCAAAUGUUCCUGCUCCCACCAGAACCCUGCACUGAACUCUGAGUUCCUCUAUGCUUCCCCAGUGUCCUAUGGGCAGGUUACUUCCUGGCUGCCAUUGGGGAUUGCCCAGAGCCCUUGGUGGGGUGUGGUUUUCAGAAGGGGGGAGGGUACUUUGCCACUCAGGGCACCCAGCUGGUCUAUCCAUUCGGUCUGUCAGCUCCAUCUGUCUUGCUAUAGGAGUAAAACAGCUGUAACUUUUAAAUCUAUCUCAUUCAAGCUAGGAAGAGACAUUGCAUUUGUCCCUGGAUAAGUUGUGCCUAUUUUAGCCCAGAAUUAAAAUAUCCUGGAAUUUGUGUGUACACACGUCACCCUUCUAAUCGGGGUUUAGUGAGCAGCUGAAUGUAGCAUUGCCAUUAACUCAGCAAUGCAAUCCCAGGAUAAUUGUAUAGAUGUACUUUGUAAUAUCCCUGGAUAAACAAAUAGUUCUUAUCAGGGGAAACUCUUUUAGGAUUUAUCCUGGGACAAACGUAAUGUCUGUUUGCAGCCCCAGACUUAAAUUUCCAGUAGCGAAGAUAUAUUUAUAUCAGCAUAGAAGCAUGCAAAACCCCCAAACCUUGUUGUAUCUAAGCAGCUUAAACCAAUAUAACUGUUAUGUUGAGCUAUACCUUAAAUCCAGAACAUUGAUGCAGAGUCUGGUCGGUCAGAGUUUGCUUAGGACAGAACUUCAGCGUGUGGAUCAUCAUGAUUGUGAAGCAUGAGCAACUGCUGAGCCUCUGGGAAGGCUGCUCUGGGUAGAGGCCAAGUCUUGGAGGAGAGCGAGGUCCUGCCCCUUGCAGUAUGAUCCUCUGUUGCAGUUGGUCCCAUGUCUGCCUCACUUUGGGGUGCAGCAGGGGGCUGAGGGGAGAUUUGUGCAUGGGGCAGAACUUCCCCAGAACCCAGCCUGGCUGGGAGGCAUCUGAGGAUGGGGAGAGUUUGACCUAUAACUGGGAGGAAAGAGAAGGAACCAUGCUGGGAGGUGGGGUGAUAAAAGGGAUAAGAGGAGCACUGCUAGCUCUGUUCCAAGGGCCUGGUUAUGUGGUUAUAGCAGAGGGCUGGUGCAUUCUGCUCUAGCUGCAGGCAGCUAGGGGUGCCCUUAAUGCUCCACCUGGGUUCCUGGCAGACCGAUGAAUGCAUGUCAGACUCCUGUAGGGAAGGAUGGGGCUGCGAGUGCAAAUGUUGCUGACACUGUCCCUUCUGUCUUUCAGAACUCCAUCAGACACAACCUCUCCCUGCACAGCAAGUUCAUUAAAGUGCAUAAUGAAGCCACGGGGAAGAGUUCUUGGUGGAUGCUUAAUCCAGAAGGUGGCAAAAGUGGGAAGGCUCCAAGGAGGAGAGCUGCCUCCAUGGACAACAGCACCAAACUGGCCAAGGUCAGAGGCAAGGCCUCCAAGAAGAAGGCCUCACUCCAAACAGCUCCAGAGACUACUGCUGACAGUCCUAGCUCCCAGUUCCCAAAGUGGCCUGGAAGCCCCUCAAGGAGUAAUGAGGACUCUGAUGUAUGGACCAGUUUCCGGCCUCGAACCAGCUCCAAUGCAAGCACCGCUAGUACCAGGCGCUCUCCUAUCCUGCCCGAGCGGGACGAUCUCCCAGAUGAGGAGCUUCUCCCAUCUCUAGUGUUCUCCAGUGCAUCCAGCAACGUCCCGCCCACCGUGACCGAGGAGCUUGAACUCAUUGAUGGGUUAAACCUGAUGUCACCCAGUUCUUCCAUGCUGCCCACCCAGCAGUCUGUCUCGAGUGGUCCAAUCCAACGAGAUUCCAGUUUCUCUCUACGGACUCAGAGUACAGUUGGCCCGGCCUCUACUUUUGGCAACUCUCUGUUUAACCCUGUUGAUGUAUCUCUGCAGAGUCCUGUGAGCCGCUUCUCUGGCCCUCAGACCCUGGAAGCUCUCCUGACAUCCAACUCUCCACCUCCCAGUGAUGUGAUGAUGACUCAGGUGGAUCCUAUACUCCCUCAGACCGGAAGCAGGCUGAACAACCCGACUCUCCUGCUUCUAGGUGGACAAGCCACCCAGAACAAGAUGAACCCGGUCAACCCACGAGGAAAGCCUUCAGAGCAACAGCCAGAGUCUGGUGCUGGUGCUCUGCCAUCCACACUUCCCAUGGUGGCAUCUCCUGAGACCACAGCCAACUUGGCAACUCUGAAGGCUGCUGCCCAGCUAACCCAGCUGGGCACUCCACCACUUCUCCCUUCUGGUAGCCCUGCCCCCUUGGGAGCAACCCAGGACAGGCUGCCCACCGACCUGGACCUUGACAUGUACAUGGAGAACCUUGAAUGUGACAUGGAUUACAUAAUCAACAGUGACCUCAUGGAUGGAGAGGGCUUGGAUUUUAACUUUGAACCCAUUCUGUCUACUCCCAGCUACCCCAGCACCUCACAGGCCUCCAACCAUACUUGGGUACCAAGUUAACUUCAGGAGUACAAAAAGUGUCCUUCAGGGUUUGACUGUUGGGUUCUGACUUCGCUUCCCACCCCCGGCAGAGUCUGAAAAGAAUGGAACGCAUUGGAGACUCAUUCCUGCGCACUGCCCCAGGCAGAUAGGGCUGCCUGCUGGGUGCCAGGGGCAACAGGAAGAGUUCUAGCAAAUCCUGUCAUGUGCCACUUCUCCCAAAAUCCUGCCCCUGCCCAUGACCUUCUGCAGAAGAGGAGUCCUGGGAAGAACCUUGGCCGGAGGCCUUUGUGCCAGACUGCAACGUUUCCCAUGCAGAAGGUGGGGUUCGCUGGAGGCACAUACCAGUGACUGCCUUAACUCUGCCACGGCGGCAGGUCUCCCAGCACCUGUCAGUGGGGCCUGCUCUGUCCCCACCUUGCCUCUGGGGUGUGGAGUAACUGGACUCUUCCCUCAGCCACUGGCCCGCCCUUGGUACCCCACAGACUUGCAGAGAAAUUGGAAGGUGCUGCAGGGUGGGAAAAGGGCAUGUCGGAUGUGUUGGAAAUUGCUUCGGCAUGACCCACUUCCCUCUGCGCCCUGUUAUGCUUUGGAAGGGACAGGGCCCUGCAGGGAGGGGUGCUCUCCUUUGUGCACCUGUGCAGAAUUGGGGCAUGCGAGUUUAUUUUCACUGUGCCAACUGGCCCCUAUUGAACGAGUAGCAUGGUCUAGAGAAGUUCCUCUGUCCUCAGCACUGUGCCGAUGCAGCAGGCUGCUGCAAAGUAGACACAUGGGUGCUAAUAGUCACUGCUGGGACACCAAACAUCUUGAGUCUGUUCCUGGGCUGCCUUGUUACAGCAGUCAGAAUUUGAAGCCUGGGUGUGGCCUUAACAGAGCCCUGGUUGCUUUUCAGAAGGGCAUUUUCUAUAGAUGACAUAUUUUUUUACUAAUCUGGGGGCUUUCUAUGACAAAUUUCAGGCCAAUAUAAGUGUCUCCAUUAGGCAUGUUGGCCAUCUCUCCCUCAUGGAAGGGGCCGACUGCAGAUUUGCCUUUCAGAGCUGUGCUAAGAACACACUUUUGACAUUUGAUCAUGUGUGUAACUGGGUGGAAAGGAACUGGCAGGCCCAUGCUGCCUGGAACCGCCUGGGGGGGUGGGUUGUACAUUACUUGUGAUCCAUGUGCAAAACUGCCUGCAGAUUGAUUAGAAACUUUUCUAAACCUUUUUAAACACACACACACACACACACACACACACACACACACACACACACACACACACACACACACACACACACACACUCUUUAACUGAGGAACCAUGCAAUUAUUGGGUAAAAACAUGCUUUUAUCCCAUGGAUAUUAGAUGAACACUACAGAGGGGUGGGGACAAGCCUGUGGUG
This is a messenger RNA of Alligator sinensis (Chinese alligator), 9367 nucleotides long. It is a transcript of the gene FOXO4, whose product is annotated as forkhead box O4. Lineage: Eukaryota; Metazoa; Chordata; Crocodylia; Alligatoridae. Gene Ontology annotation, cellular component: nucleus. Gene Ontology annotation, biological process: regulation of transcription by RNA polymerase II. The record is from RefSeq and is a predicted model, not a curated record. The transcript is spliced from 2 exons. Bases 6728 to 8011 code for a protein of 427 amino acids. Gene Ontology annotation, molecular function: DNA-binding transcription factor activity, RNA polymerase II-specific; RNA polymerase II cis-regulatory region sequence-specific DNA binding.